This is a messenger RNA of Australozyma saopauloensis, 2457 nucleotides long. Its product is annotated as glucose-induced degradation complex subunit. The transcript has a single exon. Gene Ontology annotation, cellular component: endoplasmic reticulum. The record is from RefSeq and is a predicted model, not a curated record. Bases 1 to 2457 code for a protein of 818 amino acids. NCBI's taxonomy places the organism in Eukaryota, Fungi, Ascomycota, Pichiomycetes, Serinales, Metschnikowiaceae. Gene Ontology annotation, biological process: protein transport to vacuole involved in ubiquitin-dependent protein catabolic process via the multivesicular body sorting pathway.
AUGCUGGAGCCCGACAUCAUCCAUGUCAUCCCGCCCUAUCUCCUCCACACGUGCCUCGGGCUGGAAUUGGAGCGUGAGCUUGCGUUGGUAGACCCAACUUUGGCCCAGUACAACUUUUUCCCGGUCCAAAGCUCCAAGUAUCGCUUCAGAACACCCACAGACAUCGUCCGUACGCCGUAUGCUAUCAGCGAGGACCCGGAGAUUAACAGAAUCAUCAUGGAGAAACUCCAUGCUCGUUUCACGGCUUUUGGGUUGUUGGGCUCAACUCCGGGCCAAAAGUUGUCCAAUAAGGAGCUCUAUGAAUUGUACGAACAGCUCGGGAAACGAUUGAUUGGUGCAUACGAUACUGCGGCUGCCAAAGUGGGUUCUGGUGCCGAGUACGUCGACGCUGAGGACCUAGAGGUGGCACUGAAAGCCACGAAAGGCGUACCUGUGAAAAGCAUCUUUAACCAAAAGGGGCUUGGCGAAUUCCGCUUCGAACCGGGAUUCGGAAAGGAAGAUUCGGAGGUAGAACGCCGGCCUUUGGAGGAACUUCUAGCUAUCGCCAACCAGCAGGAAGAGAACAAGUUCUUCUUCUUCCCAUACUUGAUGAUCGAUAACCACAAAUCGUUUCUUUCGCCUCUUCCCAUGUACUGGACAUCUCUAUCUGUGAGCGAGCGUCAGUGGACAUUGGAGAAAAAACUCAACAUGUCCGUGGGCUUUGAAGACGGAUACUCCGUCCUCAACUUCAGCACAGUAGCUCCACUUGAUGAUGAACUUGACUCCCAUCUGGCUUUGCAGGCAAGGCAAUACUUCAACUUUAUUUCGGAUAAGGAAGUCAAGGAGCGCACGGGUAUUUUUUAUUAUGAGGUCACUGUAGAGCAAAAGACCACCAAGUCGAUAGGAGACACUACAAUCAUACAAAUUAACGAUGAGUCUGUUUCUUCCGGCUCAUGUAUAGUAUUUUCUGCGGGCUACUCCAAGCGCGCCACUCGGUUCACUCCUCCAGAAAGCUCUACUUCAACACCUCUGUGUCCAUAUAUUGACUUGCAAAACAUACUGCAGAAACUCCUGAAGUAUGAUUGUACCUCUAGAUCGUCUCCUCUAGAUCCUGAAUUGGCCAAAUUCCUCUCUGGGGAGCCUGGUGUUACUUUAGACGGUAGUGUGGCUGUUAGUUUCAACAACUCAUGUUCCUACGCUCCGAUUAAACAAAAUCGUGACUUGUCUAAUGGUGGAUGGGGCCGUCGCUUAAGUCACGGUGCUCGCCAUCAUCCAGGUGAGCCGGAGAUCAGCGACUUGGGGAUUGACAUUCCAUUCAGCACGACCUGUAAAAUCAUGCCCGAUACAGAUAAACUAUACACAUCCGACGUGGUGGGAUUUGGAGUCAACUUCAUCGCCAAGACCCUCUUUAUUACUGUGAAUGGUAUUAUUGUGAAAGUCAUAACUGACGAAGAAAUGAAAUCUGGAUCACCAUACAAGGACUCCCUCUUCUCGCAUGGUACAGACCCCACAUCCUUGUAUCCAACAAUUGGCUUCCAGCUAUCUCGCUCUCUUAUUCUGAACAAGAACCAUGGCUUUUCUGAGACCUCUGUGCGCACAAACUUUGGCCAGCGCAACUUCAAGUUUGACAUCGACAACUAUGUGCAAAGUUUCAAGGCUUCUCAAGACAAGGAGUAUCAGCAAAGUAUUGGCGAUGCUAUUGAAUCUCAAAUCACAAGUGAUUCACCUAUAUCCAACCCAAAAUCGCUCAUGGGUGAGAGCGCAGAAGAACAUGUAUUUCUUCAGUAUUUGAUAGAAAGCUAUUUAUCCCAAAAAGGGUAUCUCGACACUUUAGAUGCAUAUAAGCUAGAUCUCGCAGACUUGGCGUCGCAUGUGUACAAGAAUGGUGACUCUAACGGAGCAGGACCGCUUCACAAGACUAAAAGCGACGUCCUGAUGAGAUCUCAGAUACACCAGCACUACGAGAUCAGAUCCCAGAUCCUCAAGGGUGACUAUGAUGGAGCAUGCUCCCUAUUGCAAGAGCGCUUCAGUUCUCUUCCACAUUUUGAAGAGUGCCGCUUCGAACUUGCGCUACUAUCCUUUCUUGAAACAGUGUCCAAAUUUACGCAAACGCAACCAUCUGAAGAGCCAAAGCCUGAUAAAAUAGCUAUUAUCAAGGAGUACCGUGCUUUGAAAAAUGAUAGGAUGUGCUCGUCGCACAUAAUGCACAGUCUCGAGACUCUUUUAAGCGCGGUUUUCGCUGAGCAACGCGACGAAGCUACGUGGGAUGAAGAUACCAAAAUCAUGCAAACCAGGCUAGAAGAUGCUCUCAAGCUCGCCGAGUUCAUCAACAGUAUGAUUCUUGGCCAAGAUAAAGUGGAAAGAGACCCACGCUUAGAGUCCAUGGUCAACGAGACCAGAAAGAACAUCAGCGAAUUGGCCGAGCUGAAAGACGACUUUUUUAAAUUGUUGAAUUUCGACAGAGAGUAUCUCAAUUAA